This is a messenger RNA of Dermatophagoides farinae (American house dust mite), 2747 nucleotides long. The record is from RefSeq and is a predicted model, not a curated record. NCBI's taxonomy places the organism in Eukaryota, Metazoa, Arthropoda, Arachnida, Sarcoptiformes, Pyroglyphidae.
AUGUCAAACAUUGUAUUUGGUGAAUGCAAAUGUGACCACUUUAAAUAAAUAUACCACUUGUUGCUCGCGAACAGUACAAUAAAAAUCAACAACAUUAACGACGACGACGACGAACAAUCAAUAUCGGCAGAUUAUCGAUCAUUCCAUUUGAUCCAUCCAAUUUUUCUCAUUUUCUUUUUUUUUAAAGUCUUGGUCAAAGUCAACAAGUUGUAAAUUCGAAUGAAAUCAAUUUCUUUCCAAAUGAAUCAAUUAUAAUUCUGUGAACACAUUCUCAUAAAUAAUCCAAAACAAAUAUAAUAUAAAUGAAGAUGACUACAUUCACAACAAAAAAUCAAUCAAGAAAACGAUGGUAUCGAUUAAUCGGAGCCGCUAUCGUUAUAAUCAUUCUAGUCACGUUAAUCAUACUAUCUCGGCGUGAUCGUAAUAAUGUGUCAAAUACAAAUGCUUCAUCAUCAUUAUCAACAUCAUCAAUAUUCUCAAAUAGUCAACGUGAUCCAUCCAGGAGUAAAACAGACGGCAAACGUCGUCAAUAUUAUAGUGAUGAGAUGAUUGAAUAUGAACCUUUGAUUCAAUUGCCGGGCAUUCAUAUCAAAGGUCAAGUUCGUACUGUUGCCAAUGGUAAAUUAGUAGCCAGUUAUCUAUCUAUUCCAUAUGCUGAACCUCCAGUGGAUCAUCAACGUCUAUUCAGACCUCCUCAAUUAAAACAAUUCAAUAAAUAAUAAAAUUCAACAUUGGAAGCAUUUUAUCAACCAAUCAAAUGUUAUCAGAGUACUUUUGUACUAAGUAUCACUGAAGUUAAAGGCUUGGGUGAUGAAACUAAAGAAGAUUGCCUAUUUCUAAAUAUAUGGACACCGUUUAAAGAAGAUGGCCAAAAUAAUAAAACGGCCAAAAUGACUGGCAGGCCAGUUAUGGUCUUCAUUCACGGUGGCAUUUUUCAAUUUGGUGGUAUUGGAUCACCAGAAUUAGAUCCUUCGCUGUUGGUGGCCGAAAAGGAUAUUAUUGUGAUUACUAUGCAAUAUCGAUUGGGAGUAUUUGGAUUCGGAUCAUCCGUUGCCGAUGAAAAUAAUGACAAUUUUCGAAGCCUUGGACUACAAGAUCAGGCUAAAGCAUUGGAAUGGAUACACAAAUAUAUCAGAUCAUUCGGUGGUGAUUCAAAUCAAGUUACCGUUGUUGGUCAUGGUGCUGGCGCUAUAUCACUUGGAUUCCAUUUGAUGAAUAAAGAUACAAAUAAAUAUUUUAAACGAGCAGUUCUUCAAGGAGUUCAAGGAAUCUGGAACAUUGGUAUUUACGGCAUGAAUACUAAAAGUGUUCCAUUUUUGAUGGAAGAUUCUAAUUGUGAUGAUGAAACUGUUUCGGCACGCGAUAUACGAGCGUGUAUGGAAAAAAGUCGUAUACAAUCGAUCGUAUUCAUGGAAGGUCAACAAUAUUUGAUUGAUAAAUUUGCCAUUCCAUUUGUGCCAGAUUAUAAUCCAUUAACAAAACAGAUAUGGGACCAGGCUAAGAAUAUGGUGUCCGAAUCACGUUUUAAUGACUCAUUAUUGGAAAUAAUGUUCAACAAAUGGAACAUUUACUCUCCCGAUCAUGACGAAGAAGAAACCGAAGAAUCGAAUAACAAUAGUGCUGUUGAUGAAGAAGAAGAUGAUGAAAAGAAGCCAUCGAACGAUACAAUUGAUGAUGCAAAAAACAAUAACAAAGAUGAUGGAGAUGAUAAUGAUAGUAAAGACGAAGAAGACGAUGAAACAAGCGAUACAAGUGAUAACAAUGAGAACAAAGAAAUGGACAACAAUUCAUCAUCAUCAACAACAACUACGGCUUCAAAGGCAGUGGCAGAGUCCAAUUCAAAAAUCGAUAAUAACAAGGAUGAAGCUGAAGAAAGCAAUGAUGGUGAUUAUGAAACCGAGGAAGAAGAAGAAGAAGAAAGACGUCGGCGUCGAAGUCUUAAACGUAAACAACGACAAACAUUGGAACCAUCGAAAUUAGAUAAAGAUGAAAUGGUUAAAUUAUGUCGACUAGUCAAAAUGUAUCAUGUACAACAGGAACAAAAUAGCCCUAAAGGGGUUAGCUCACAGGUUUCAAUUUAUCGUGUUGAUCCAAAAGUUUUAGUCAACCUUCUGGAAGAGAUAAGCAUUGCAUUCGGUUCUAAAACUAAUCAUUGGCUAAAAGGAUUGGAAAAAUAUACAAUGAAUAUCUGGGGAUCUUUUGCCACUAAUGGCUUGGCCGGCUUAAGAAUGUCUGAAUCGGAACUAUCAACAUAUGAUUCAAAAAUCGGCUCAACAAAUGGACCGGUAAAUCUUAUUAACGUUGGACAAGCUAAAGAUGAUGAAAAUGAUGGACAGAUUUCUAUUCGAACAUUCGAUUGGAAACAAUUGUGUCCGGUACAAAUGUAUUAAGAAUAAUAAUCAGAUUAAUAUACCAAGUAGUAUGAUAGAUAUCAUUAUCAUUUUCAUCCGGAAAAAAUUGAACUGAAAUCAUAACAUUUGCUCACAUGUAUCCUGGUCAUCCAUCAUUCAUUAUCAUUAUCAUCAACCUCAACUCAUCACAUUCCUAUUUUUUUUCUAAAUUCCCAAUCAAAAAUCCGUUUUUUAUCAAUUUUUUUAAUUUUAUUUUGUUUUUCUCCCGAAAAAGAUCUUCAAACAUUAUUUAUUGAAUUGUUUUUUCCUCAAAACAAACACACUCACAUACAGACACACAGACAUCAAUAGAAAGGUUAUUUUUAUUUUAAAAAAUAAAAUUUUAUUAAAUCAUUA